GGGCAACUGGGCAUGCUCAGUAGCCAGGACAGGUUUUGGUCUCAAGUAGGCAGCCAGUGCAUUACACCGGCGUUAGGCAGUGAGGGAGCUAAGGAAAGGCAGCUGCAGCAAGAGGAGGAAGAAGAGGAAGAGGAGCAGGAAGAAAAGGAGGAAGAAUAGAGAAGGGGUGGGAGCAGCACUGAGGAAAACAGCCACCCCUGGGCGAAGGAAGAGUUUGUGGGGAGUGGACGGGUGGGUGGUGAAAAAGACUCCUUCCACUUCCAGUGUCUUGUGCCUGCUUUGGGAACAGAAGAGGAAGAAAAAUUUUAAAAGGAAAGAAAGAAAAAGAAAAGGAGUGAGGAGAGAAAGGGAGUAGGGGGAUAAAAGACGGUGGGAAAAGAAAAGGCAAGAAAGCGCUGCAGGGAAGGGAUCCCAGCAAGCCCGGGGGUGGUAGCGUGGAGCCGGCGCGGCUGCUUGGACAGGUGCCGCUGCCCCGGAGAAGAAGGCAUGUGACGCGGCGGCCGCCGCUGCCUGUCGGCAGAGCGCUCGCUAGACCUGGAGCCUACACCCCGGGUGGGGGACUGGUUCCCCUUCUUUCUUUAUUCCGUGUCCGCGGACUCUACAGAGCUUCGGGUUUGAUCAUGAAACGGAAUCUACAAAGCGUGAAUCUGGUUGGGCAUCUUGGUCCUAGGUCAUUUGCUCGUUGAUCCUACCUAGGACAGGAGGAGGAGGAGGCAGAAAGUGGGGUGACGAUUCUGGGCACCUUUGUGAGGGCACCGGAAGGGUCCUGAAAAGGCGGAGGUACCUGCAGUGCUCUAAGGUCCGGGCCACCAGAUAUGGAGGAUUAUAGAAGAGAUUUUAGCAAUGAGUUUUAUAGCAGAUUGUGGAUUGGAUGAACCAUAUUCAUUUGCAACAUGAUGUUUAGUACCAGGACUCUUCCCUGUCAUUGCCUUCAUAGGUUUCCUUCAAGAAGAGAAAUACAGCACAGUGCCUGGUCCAGUGGCUUGAUUUGAUGUUUCUACCUGGAACAUUUUAGGUGCAUUUACUAUGAGAUAGAGAGAUGGAAAAUAGCACAGUAUCAAGACUCCUCAAUUCACAGUUUGACACUCAGAGAAAAGGCUCAACCUUGUGCUUCACUGGUCUUGUCGUUAGUUGCUCGUGUUUACACAUCUGUAUCUCUCUAGGGAAGGGGGAAUGUACACUUAAUCAUCUGGAUUCUUCAAGUUCAUCAGUAAGUCUGAAUAUUUAUCUUUGAUGAUUUCACCAAACAUUUCAGCAAUCUUUAUCAUUAGUGAGUCAUUUCUUGACCUUUACAACUGGUUCUUCUGGGCUGAUUGGAAAAAACCACCUGUAUGAAGUAUCACUAGGAAGGUUCACAGAACGGAAGGAAGCUAUAGUCCCUGAAUGCAAGGAGCUGAUCUUCAAAAGAGAAGAAAUCAUACAAAACUCUGUGAAGUAGACAGUGCAAGCAUUACUGUGCUCACAAGGAAACUGAGGUCAAAAGAAGAUUGGCGACUUAUGGAAAACUAUGCCAGAGAGCCAUGAUGACCCUGCACAGUAACAAUACAACCUCUUCUUCAUUUGUUAACAUCAGUACUUCCUGGAACCAAGGCACCUCAGGCCCAGGUCUUCCCCCUCGCUAUGGCAGCUACAAUGUCUCUCAAGCCUCUGAGACUUUUUCCAGCAAUGCUACAGACAGCGACCCUCUUGGUGGUCACACCAUCUGGCAAGUGGUCUUCAUCGCCUUGUUGACUGGCAUCCUAGCCUUGGUGACCAUCAUUGGGAACAUUCUGGUGAUUGUGGCAUUUAAAGUUAACAAGCAGCUAAAGACGGUCAACAAUUACUUCCUCUUGAGCCUGGCUUGUGCCGAUCUGAUCAUUGGUGUUAUUUCAAUGAACCUUUUUACCACAUACAUCAUCAUGAACCGAUGGGCUUUGGGGAACUUAGCUUGUGACCUCUGGCUCUCUAUUGACUAUGUCGCCAGCAAUGCUUCGGUCAUGAACCUUUUGGUCAUCAGCUUUGAUCGGUACUUUUCCAUCACCAGGCCACUUACAUACCGAGCUAAACGAACAACCAAAAGGGCUUGUAUGAUGAUUGGCCUUGCUUGGAUCAUCUCCUUUAUCCUUUGGGCUCCUGCCAUAUUGUUCUGGCAGUACUUUGUUGGGAAAAGAACUGUUCCCCCGGGGGAGUGUUUCAUCCAGUUCCUCACUGAACCUACCAUUACCUUUGGCACUGCCAUAGCUGCCUUUUAUAUGCCUGUGACUAUUAUGACUAUUUUAUACUGGAGGAUCUACAAGGAGACUGAGAAACGUACCAAAGAGCUUGCAGGACUGCAGGCCUCGGGGAGUGAUGCAGAGGCUGCCCACUUUGUUAAUCCAACGGGCAGCUCUAGGAGCUGCAGCAGCUAUGAGCUCCAACAGCAAACCGUAAGACGCUCAAGCAGGAAGAAGUAUGGCCGCUGUCAUUUCUGGUUCACGACAAAGAGCUGGAAACCCAGUAGUGCUGAGCAGAUGGAUCAAGAGCAUAGUAGCAGCGACAGCUGGAAUAACAAUGAUGCUGCUGCCUCUCUUGAAAACUCUGCCUCAUCUGAUGAGGAAGACAUUGGCUCGGAGACAAGAGCCAUCUACUCCAUUGUGCUGAAGCUCCCAGGUCACAGCACGAUCUUGAACUCCACCAAAUUACCCUCAUCAGAGGACCUGCAAGGAUCAGAGGAGGACCUGCGAAAAGCUGACUUGGACAAGAAAGCUAACAAGCUACAAGCCCAGAAGAGCAUGGAGGAUGGAGGCAGCUUUAGGAAGAGCUUUGCCAAGCUUCCCAUUCAAUUAGAGUCAGCUGUGGAGACUGCCAAGACACCAGAGGCCAUUUCUUCUGUUGCUAAGACAACAGCAGCUCUGCCUCUUUCCUUCAAGGAGGCCACACUGGCCAAAAGAUUUGCCCUAAAGACCAGAAGUCAGAUCACUAAACGGAAAAGGAUGUCUCUUAUCAAGGAGAAGAAAGCGGCACAGACCCUCAGUGCAAUUUUGCUUGCCUUUAUCAUCACCUGGACUCCGUAUAACAUCAUGGUCCUGGUGAACACCUUUUGUGAGAGCUGCAUCCCUAAAACCUAUUGGAACCUGGGGUACUGGCUUUGUUACAUCAACAGCACAGUGAACCCCAUGUGCUAUGCACUGUGUAACAAAACAUUCAGAACCACAUUCAAGAUGUUGCUUCUAUGUCAGUGUGAUAAAAGGAAGAGGCGUAAACAGCAGUAUCAACAAAGGCAGUCAGUUAUUUUUCACAAGAGGGUACCACAGGAGGAUUCAUAAAAUGAAAAUUUUUUAAAACAACAGCAGCGACCAAACACACAUGCACUUCAACCCCAUAGACCUUCAGAAAGGGAGAGGGGGAAGACUUUUUUUUCUGGUAUUGAUAUUAGAUAUUUCAAUGUCCAGAUGUGAAAACCGCUGCCUGGCUGGUAUAUCCUUUUAGUAAACCUAUUUUAAUAUAAAAAGUCAAAUGCACAUUAAGCAAAAGAAAAAAAAUAUACUACUGAAUGGUAAAACAUUAACUCGGAAGUUGUUACUUUACCACUUUAAAUGGUUUUCCUAAAAAGGGAGGAAAGCAAAGCUGUACAGUAGUUAUAAAACCAUUAUUGACCUGCCCAGGUCCAUUGAGUCAUAUCAGCUCUGGGAACUCAGGUAAGCACAUCUAGCUGGCCUAAUUUCCAACUUCUUUCCAAGGAUCCUGCAAGUAUUGAUCUAGGCUCUUGGACAGAGGAGGCCAGCAAGAAGAUGGUUGUGAAAAGUUUUAACAUGUUACGAGGUGGCAUCUUGUUGUCCCAAUAGAGCUUCCUGUCUUCUUUUUGGUGUAUCCUUGUUAAACCCUACCUACCUGUGGACUUGAUCCUCCAUCCCUGCGGAGUACUGUUUUGUGCAGCUAAAGUUUCAUGUAUAUGAAAAUAAAUACAUAUAUACGUGUGGGUACAGAGCGCGCACACACAUUUAUAUAAUAUACUGGGAAAAAACAGAACUGGCAAAUUAUUCCUGCAAUACAUGAUUUCAGUAUUUUGGCAACUAAAGUUCUCUGGAAACCUAACACAACACAAAUGUACAACAUGAUCCAGAUGAAAGAGGCCUCAUUUAAUGCUUUUAAAUCAAGAUUGUUUUUAGGGGCCAUUCAGAGAACAGCAGAAUCCUAUCCAAAGUACACCCAGAUGAGGCCAGCAUUGUACAGCUGUGCCUAUUAGAUGCCCUCAUGUUCAGUCUGAGCAGCUAAGCAACAUCAGCAGAUCUGUGGAGAUUAGUGGUCUCAAGACCAUCUGAGUCCAGAUCAGCCAAGAAAAUCAACCUCUUCUGGGCUCUAGCACCCCACAAUGAGGACUGGGUAGCCAGCUGCAUUGGUUUAAAGCUUUCUGUACCUGUGCUAAGGUCCAGGCCCCUUGGAUCUCAAAGAAUGAAUUGCAACACAGUGUUUUUUGAGUUCUCCACAGUCUCAAAUCUGAGCUUGCGGCUAAACAAAAUUUCUGUGAUAUGCUUGAAACUUGACAUUAGUGACAUGGCUGUCUGGGUCUCAUCAAUUGCAAUAUUCUGGUAAUAAUAAAAGGAAAAGUUGUUUGUUUGUUUUUAAAAAAAAGAAGAGGAAAAUGAAUGAAAAAAAGAAAUUGUUUUGGUUUUGUUACCUGGCAUUUUCUGAUGAAAAUUUAUUAAAUAAAUUAAAGGGCUUAAAUCUGUGUCACUUAGACAUUGCCAGUGUUUCCUGGGCUUGAACAUGUGAUCAGCACCCAAAUAAUGGGUGGGCUCUAUAAAACUUACAUGUCCUCUAAGGAAAGGACUAUAUUUUGAAAAGUAUUGCUUCUAAUCUGAUUUAUUUACAUUUUGAGAAAUAAUUUUUUAUUUUCCUUUGACCAAAAUUAUAUAAGUUUUGUUUUG
Messenger RNA from Phascolarctos cinereus (koala), 4886 nucleotides. The record is from RefSeq and is a predicted model, not a curated record. Lineage: Eukaryota; Metazoa; Chordata; Mammalia; Diprotodontia; Phascolarctidae.